This is a messenger RNA of Oreochromis aureus, 3910 nucleotides long. It is a transcript of the gene krt222, whose product is annotated as keratin 222. The transcript has 10 exons. The record is from RefSeq and is a predicted model, not a curated record. Bases 449 to 2074 code for a protein of 541 amino acids. NCBI's taxonomy places the organism in Eukaryota, Metazoa, Chordata, Actinopteri, Cichliformes, Cichlidae.
CACACACACACACACUCAGGUCCUGUCACUGUGUCUCCCUGAACAUUCCCUCCGCAGCUUGUGUUGCUGCCUGUUUGAAAGCAGAUCAGUAAUCCUGGAUCAGAGAGUACAAAGGGACCCCAGAGCGUUGGUGAUGCAAGCACUGUGUCCAGUGUCCAGCGCUUACCCCACAUGCUGCCUGGGAGGGGCCGAGGUGGGACAGGGAGGAACGUCCCUGUUGUGACUGACCCUGAAGACAAGCGAACGCUGAUACCGGCAGGCCAACCGGCAGCCUGUCUGCUCUGUCUCGGGGGCCUGCUGCCGAUGACCUGGGACACAGUGGGAAGUGCUCUCCAGCUCGCUGUGGAGGAAUGCAGCUAAGCUGUGAGGAGUGGUGGACUGUGUGACCGGGCAAACAGAGUGACUUACAUAUACUGUGCUUUAUUCAGGGAAGGCCACGUUGCUGCAGAUGUCCAUGGACUCGCUGCAGGACUCCAGUCACACAAUGUGGGGCCUGAAUGCUCGCUUGAAGAGCUUCUUGGAGCAGGUGAACCGGCUGCAGGAAGCAAACCAGCGGCUGGAGGCUCAGAUAGCCAGCUGGGGGGUCAGGAACACCUCGCGUUCCCAGGACUGGUCCAAACAGGAACAGACUGUCAAGGAGCUCCGUGCCCAGGUCGGUAAACUACUGAUGGAGAAUGCUCAACUGGCUUUAGAGUCUGACAGCAUGAAGUCCAGAGCGGCUGCCAUCCAGGCCAGGUGUGAGACAGAAGAGAGGAACACCAGGCGUCUGGAGGAAGAGGUGGCUCUGCUCAGGGAGACCAAGAGGACGGCAGAACACAGCAGCACGGUGCUGCAUGCAGAGGUUCACCGCUCCAUGACAGAGCUGCAGGAGAUGCACCGGGAAUUUGAGGCAGCCCGGGCUCUGCAGCUGCAGCGGGCCAGCUCCUGUGAUGCUCUGUUAGCGACGGCCACGGCAGCAGCAGCAGCAGUAGGAGGAGGAGGGGAGGAGGAGGAUGGCACAGGGAUGGAGCUCACCCAGCUCCUCGACCGAAUCAGAGCGCAGUGCGAACAGAGCAGGAUCCCCAGCUCGGGGGAGAGACACCUUGGCCUGGGCGCCAUCUCAAAUCCAGCCCCCGGCUUGGUCGGGCCUCCUCGUGCUGGAGCUGGAGCAGCAGCAGCAUCCAGAACACACAGAGGAGCCCUUAGUGAGGAGGAGGCAGCGUGGGCGCAGGUGAGCCUCGGCGGCGCCGCCCUGAGGGAGGCACGGGCCGAGCUAGCCGAGGCCAGGAAGCAGUGGCACUCGCUGCAAGUGGAGAUUGAGACCUUACAUGCUUUGGAGAAAGGCCUGGAGACCUCCCUCCAGCACACCCAGCGGCUGUACUCCAGCCAGCUGCAGGAUCUUUCCCAGGUGAUCGCUGGGCUGGAGAGCGAGCUCGAGCAGGUGAGGAGCGGGUUGGCCACCCAGCGCCAGCGCCACAGCCAGCUUCUCAACACCAAGAUGAGGCUGGAGAGAGAGAUUACUACUUACCGCCGUCUGCUGGAGCGCGAAGAGGGAAGAUACAUGGGUCGUACUGCACAGCCGACGGUUCUGCGGCCAUGGAGGUCUUCAGUCGUGGAGCCAAAGGAGAAUGGACUUGAAAAUGGCUUCAGUGACCCCGCCGUUACUCCAGACGAACCCAAGUCAGAGCCCCUCCCUGACAUACCUUCACUCCUCCCAACAGAAAACGGGCUGAAGAAAAGCAUACUGUACAGACAGCGAAGCCUGGUGAUACUCACAGAGCCGGAACUAGAUAAGGACUUGCCAAUCUCCACUGUGAAGACUCAGGAGAUUCUUCAAGGCAAUGUGAUGCAAGAGAGCGCAGAGGGUCACGGCACCAUUGAGACAGAGAAGAUUGAUAAGGUGAUAAAGCAGUGGGAGGGCUCCUUCUUCAGGGGGAAUCCCAAGCUGAGGAAGAAGUCUGUGUCGCUGCGCUUCGACCUGCACAUGGCCGCGGCGGACGAGGGGUGCGCCCAAACCAAACAGGACAGCCUCCCCGACGUGGAGGUGCGUCUCAUCAUGAAGAGAUCCCGCAGCAUCCCGACCAUCACGCAGUAACUCGCUCACCAUUGGGCCCGAGUUGACGCCGGUUUGCGGUAACAAAAAUAACAUUUGUGCCGCGACGGCGGGCACGUUACCACCCGUCACCAUCGUGCUUAAUCUGAAUUUUAGCUGAUGAGUUCUCAUCAGAUCUUUGGCAUCUCUGACAGGAUGAUCAUUAACCAUCAGGCUUUUGUGGUGACCAUUUUUAUAGUGUCAGAAAGACUUACAGUCAUUACUUCACAGAGGAUAAGUAUUUAAUAUGUAAAACAUAUUUCUGCAUCAUCAUUUUAGAUGAAGAAAAGCUGUCUUUGAACACUUUGUUUCAGUUAGGUUUCACUGGAUUAAAGACAUCAUAAUAAUGACUCUGCUUAAUUAUAGCAUUUAACCCUGAUUAGCACCUGGUACAGGAAGCUGAGAGCACAGGUAGACUUGGAUGAAUGGAGACACAGCACUAAGAGCUGCUGUGAACUACCUAAGAGUGGAUUGUCAUGUUUUGGUAGAUUUUCUGUGAGGGGCUGUAUGAAAAUUACAAAGUUGUGUUUUUUCUUUGUUUUUUUGUAGAAAUUACAUAUAAAAUUUGUCAAUGUCGCAUAAUAGUUCUACUCCAGUCUGCAUCUCAGUAAAGAGCAGAGCAAAAUAUGUUUUGUAUUGUAUUUUUUGAAAAAUACAAUUUUUCAAAAAAACGUACACACUGACCAAAGAAGCUGCCUGAUAUUAUUCUGACUAAAAUAAAAAUGCAAGUAAAGUGUAAUUUAAAUAGCACCUUUAUAAACAGAGUUUACAAAGUGCAAAAGAAAAAAUCUGAGAAGGGAAACUUCUACUGAAAGCCACAUGAUGGAUGAAAGAAUCACUGUGAUGGCUUUCAAAUGUUUCCCCUACAUUAGGUAGCAAUUAGUUUAACCUUAGCCUGGAAGAAAACUGUGGCCUAAUCAGAUUUUUAGGAGGGCCAUCUGAGAGCUAAAACCUACGUCUAUUAACCAACGUUAACACUGGAUGGUUAUUAUCAGGUCCCAUCAGGUAACCUGAAAACAACAGGAGUUGACCCAAAGUUGUGAAGACCAAAAUGAACAGCCCAGUUCUUUAUGAGCAGUCCCAAAGUGCUUUUCAGAUAUUCUGUAUAUAAAAAUGGAGGCGUUAGUGGCAGUACUGAGCAGGAAGUGCAGGUGAUCAGGUGAGAAAUCAAAAGGUAGCGAAUAAAACAGCGACAGGAAAAAUAUAAAAAGAAUAAAAAACACAAAUCAAAAUUAAUAACGAAUACUAGUGAUGACUUUAAAAAGUUUAAAAAAUAAUAAGAGAUCAUCAAAUAGAACUGAUUUAACAAUUGUUGGACAUAUCAGACGAGUCCAGACCUUUGGGUUUCAGGUGAGAGGAGUUUUUAGUGAGGAUGACCUCUGAGGUGAAAGAGAAAGAGAACAGAUAGAAACAGAAUGUUUGGGAUCCCAGCACGGAGACUGGGUGGUUAAAAAAGCUUGUUUGCAAAUAGACAGAUGUGCCAUGAUUCAGGAGGUCUUCUCAUCCAUCCAGUUUUCUAACCACUGGAGCCAGCAGCUGGAGCCAGCAGCUGGAGCCAGUCCACCCUGUCAUAGGGUGAAAGGCGGUCCUGCACAGAUCACCAGUGUUUCACCUCCUACCCCUGACUGACAUUGCACCAUGUGGCACCUUUACGCUUGAGAAGCUGUUACUGACUGAAUGUGAGGGUUUGCUUUAAAACAAAUUUCAAACAAAUUUGUAAAAUUAAUUAAAAAAUGUAAAAAAAAAAAUAAAAAAAAAAAGGUUGAUGGAAAAACUAAUAGUUCUAUAUAAAUUUUUUUAAAUUACAUCCUUUAUUUAUCCCAAUAAAAGACAGUAAAA